CAACGCAAGACUGUUACAAUUAGACGAGGUGAGGAUAUUGAAUAGGUGUUAUGUCUUGUCGUUUUUGCUCCCAGAGUUUAGAGGCAAAAAAAGAAAUAGAAGGUUCUAUUUGCUCAAAAUGCGGCACUAGGUUUCCCCGCAUGUGCAACCAGUAUUACGUGACGUUGAGCUCAGCACUUGAAAGAAGUGGGUGGGUUGUUGAAGCACACGAAUUCGGGGAGGACGAACGUAAUUUUACGAAGGAGGCUAGGGGAUACGCUCCAUUUGCUUUAAGUAUUCGAAAAGGAAACGUUGUAAUUAUUAGUUAUAUUGAUAGAUCGGCUCUUUUUGCGGUUUCAAGUCGACUUUUUUCCGACUCAGUUUUAACCCGGAUUCUUUCGUUUCCACAGAAACGAAAACCUCGUAGAAGAUUUGGGUCGUAGUAUGCUUAGUUACUAACAA
This is a messenger RNA of Phytomonas sp. EM1, 441 nucleotides long. Lineage: Eukaryota; Euglenozoa; Kinetoplastea; Trypanosomatida; Trypanosomatidae. The record is from the annotation of a GenBank genome assembly.